Molecule: messenger RNA, 5516 nt
Organism: Phlebotomus papatasi
Lineage: Eukaryota; Metazoa; Arthropoda; Insecta; Diptera; Psychodidae
Exons: 2
Coding region: 171-5516 (1781 amino acids)
Biological process (GO): DNA integration; proteolysis
Molecular function (GO): aspartic-type endopeptidase activity; nucleic acid binding
Source: RefSeq, a predicted model, not a curated record
UGAGAAUCUCUGUGCUAAUGCUCUGCCACUGUUUUAUUUGAAGGUUUGCAACAUAUUUUUGGCCGCAUCGAGCCUCCUGAGGAGGUAGAGGCUACCUGUGGGCUACCCUAACCUUUUACCUGCGCCAAGCAGAGGAUUCUCCAACUUUCUACGGGCAUAAAGCAUCUAGAAUGGCUACCAAGCAGUUGAGGGGUGGAAUUGUCGCAUCCGUGAAGAGGACUGAUGCCUACAUAAGUGCUCUGGGUGAAGCUGAUAUCCCAUUCAUGAGAAGGGACACUAUCAUUUCCCAAAGGGAUCUUGUGUUAUCCUUGAAAGCGCAGUUUAUCAGCAUUCAGGACCAGAUCAUCAGCUCGGCAACUGAUCAGAGAGUCAAGGAAUCCGAAGAGAUCACGAAGGACACCUUCGUGGCCGAUGUUGAUGAAUUGCUGAAUCGCAUUGGAGCAAUAUUGGCUCAUUUCCCUCCGGAAGCUCCUCAGCUACCCAAUACAGGGGAUUUCUGCACAAUCAUGAGGGAACUCAUGCACCAGAAUCGUGAGCAAAUGAAAGAGCUUUUCAAGUCUUUUUCCCCCACCCCAAAUGCUAAUAAAGUUUUCCCUGUGAAAUCAAGUAAUAAGCUCCCUGAGAUAAAAUUGCCUACAUUUAAUGGGGAUUUCGCAGAAUGGAUUUCGUUUAGGGACAAAUUUCGGUCUUCUAUCUCAAACCAUCCCAAUCUCUCCAACGCACAAAAGCUCGACUAUCUCAAUUCAGCCUUGUCUGGGGACGCAGCUUCUACAAUUAAAAACCUACCUGUCACAGAUGAUAAUUUUGAGGUAGCCUGGGAGAUGCUUGUCGAUCGGUUCGAGAAAAAGAAUAAGAUUCUUGCCGCACACAUACGCAAUUUCUUCAACAUGCCCUCUGUCUCUCCCAAUGACAUUAAAGCCAUAAAUAAAAUUUACAAUAUUCUCUCUGAGUCCACCUUAGCUUUGGAUGCCAUCAAAGUGACAAGUCGUGAUCCUUGGCUUAUCCAAUUUAUAUUGGACAAACUUGACUCAGAGUCUAGGGUCCUAUGGGGCAGAGAAUGUGGCGAUGAAGUCCCUACCUUGGACAAAUUUCGUAAAUUUCUGAACCAACGCUGCGAAGAUGCCUCUAAUGCCUCCACUCCACAAUUUAAAUCCACGUCAAAUAAUCGUCCUCAAUAUUCCAAGACCUCUCAGUCUUCCUCUAAGAAACAAGUGAAUGCAUUUCACAACUCAACCACAGCACAGGAUUGCAAGUGCUGUAACGAGGGUUCCCAUCCAAUCUAUAGAUGCUCUCGUUUCCUAGCCCAAUCACCAUCUGAGAGGUAUGAACAUGUAAAGAAGUUCAAUUUGUGCCGCAACUGUCUGGCCUCUCACCACACCACUUCUUGCACCUUCCAUAACUGUAAGAAGUGCCAGGCGCGACACAAUGUUCUGCUCCAUGAGAGGUUUGUUGGCGAGGCUCCUGCCAAUCCUACGGCUCCUUCUCCUCGGCCAUCGAAUACUUCUCCUGCCAAUAAUUCUCGUCCUGUUUCUGAUACACCAACCAAUCCAACACCUGGACCUUCUUCGGUCAGUCUCUCUGCUACAACUCUACCUGCUGAUCGCAUCCCUUCUGCCUGUCCAAAGGUCUUUCUUGCGACAGCACAGGUGGACAUUCUUACCGUUGAUCACCAGAGGAUUCCUUGUCGGGUCAUGUUAGACAGUGGAGCUCAAGUCUGUAUCAUGACCACAAGGCUUUAUCAGAAACUGAGACUUCCUAAAUCCCGUUCGGACAUCUCCAUCCUGGGCGUUGGUAGUCAGGCGAAUCCUGUGAAGCAUAAAGUCACUGCCACUAUCUUCUCUCAGAAGAAUGGCCAAUCUUUCACCUUUGACUGCUACGUCCUCCCGAAGAUUUCGGGCAAUAUUCCGAAUUGGGCCAUUGACUCUAGUGUCAUCCAAUUACCUCCUGACGUCGAUCUUGCUGACCCACAAUGGAAUGUCCAACGCCCAGUCGACUUGUUGAUAUGCGGUGAUGCCUAUUGGGGAAGCCUAUUGUCGGAGAGGAUCAACCUUGGAGUGGGAUUGCCCCAUCUCCAGCAAACCAUCUUUGGAUAUGUGGUGGUUGGUGAGCACCGUCCUCCUCCUUCUGUUCACCAUGUCCUCCAUGUUGAAGCUGUUCCCGCCUUAGAUGAAGCACUCCGCAGAUUCUGGGAAAUAGAGGAUCUGCCUGGUGAUCCAUCCGUUACUGAACAGCAAUUAGAAGCUGAAGCUCACUUUGCGAGCACCUACAAGAGGAAUUCCGAAGGAAGAUUUGUGGUCAAACUUCCCUUCCGAGAAGGACCUGAACUUCUUGGACAUUCACGUCCUCAAGCAAUUUCUCAACUUCUUGCUCUCGAGCGGCAGUUUGAGAAGAAACCACAACUCAAGGCUCUCUAUUCGGACGUCAUGAAAGAUUAUAUGGAGAGAGGUUGGCUUGAGUUGGUCCCACCUGAAGAAUUCAAGUCUCCGGCAUACUACAUGCCUCAUCACGGAGUCUUGAAGGAAUCCAGCACUACCACGAAACUUAGAGUGGUGUAUAACGCAAGUGCGAAAACUUCUUCGGGACAUAGCCUGAAUGAUCUCCUGCUGAUUGGGCCUUCCGUACAACCGGACAUAGCGAUCAUUCUCCUCCAGUUUCGCCUGGCUCCUUUUGCGAUGACGGCGGACAUCUCGAAGAUGUACUUACAAGUGUUGUUGGAUCCCUCCGAUUCUAAUUUCCAAAGGUUGGUCUACAGAGAUUCCCCUCAGGAGCCCAUCCGAGACUAUCGGAUCCCUCGGGUCUGUUUUGGUGUCGCAUCGUCACCAUUCCUAGCCACCCGAGCUCUCAUCCAAUUGGCUCAAGAUUACGAAAGGGAAUUUCCACUAGCCUCUUCUGCUCUGCGAUCGAAUUUCUACGUUGAUGACUGUGUUAUCUCCGCUCCAACACUCGCAGAUGCACAAGAAAUCCAAAGACAACUGAAGGAAGUUCUUCGUCGUGGUGGCUUCUUGCUUACCAAGUGGUCCAGCAAUCACCCUAGUCUUUGUCCAUUACCGGAUCAGGAUCCUGCAUCCGGGGAGGUUACUGUUGAGAGUCCAAUCACAAGUGCUCUUGGUCUGUCUUGGGACUCCUCAACCGAUGAGUUCAAAACCCAUGCUCCUGUGGAUGUGUCAGAAGAGGUCAGGACGAAAAGACACAUCUCAUCCUGCAUUGCUAGAUUUUACGACCCAUUAGGUCUUUGGGGGCCAGUGAUCAUUGAGGGUAAAAUCAUGCUCCAGGAUCUGCAUGAGCUCAAGAAAGGUUGGGACGUGUUGGUGCCUCCAGAGUACCGUAAAAGAUGGAAGGACUUUGUUCUUCGUCUCCAAACUAUCAAAGAUGUCAGCAUUCCGCGCUGGAUUUCUUGCUUCCAAUCUCCAGAUCGUGUUGAGCUUCACACUUUCUGCGAUGCCAGUACACGGGCCUAUGGAGUUGCUGUGUACAUUGUGACUGGCUCCGGAGAUGAAUCCUGUGCGAGAUUGUUGCUUGCCAAGUCCCGAGUAGCUCCACUGAGCCAACUCACUAUACCGAAGUUAGAGUUGUGUGGUGCUACCUUAGCAGCUGAAACCAUUGCCAAGUUCACUGAUGCUGUUGGACCAGAUGCAAUCCAUUUCUGGACUGACUCCACGAUUGUCCUGCACUGGAUCCACAGCCCUCCACAAUCCUACAAAGUAUUUGUAGCCCAUCGUGUUCAGCGCAUCCGGAAGCAUUCUUCACCUGAUCAGUGGCGCCACGUAGUGUCCGAAGAAAAUCCUGCAGACAUCAUUUCUCGUGGUGUCUCUCCUUCACAGCUCAUGGACAAUAGUUUAUGGUUUGAGGGUCCCGAAUGGAUUAGAUGUCCAGAGAGAUCAUGGCCACCACCCUUCAAUCCCACUGCCUGUCCUGAGGCCAAUUGUUUUCUGAUCAAGGCGAAGGAGUUUGUCUUUGGAGAUCUACUUCGAAUGUUCUCAUCUAUUCUCAAGGUCCAACGGAUCGUUGCAUACUGCUUGAGAUUUACCUAUAGAGGUCCUCGUCCGCUUCCCAAGACCAAUUUAGCCAUUACAGCUGUCGAGAUGGAGAGAGCACUCCUUUUCCUCAUUAAGAUGGACCAACAAAGCUCUCUUCCGGAGGUUUGUGCUCAGCUGGAAAAGGGUGAGGCGCUUUCACGUGAGUGGAAGUCGCUUCAGAGUCUUGCUCUAUUCUUGGAUAGAGAUGGCAUUAUCAGAGUUGGUGGAAGACUCAAGAAUGCGGAUGAGCCCUUCUCGACCAGACACCCAGUAUUGCUCCCAAGGUCCCUACUCACUUAUAGAAUCGUGCGUCAUGAGCAUUCCAAACAGUUGCACGCUCCUCCUACACUCUUAUUGGCUUCCGUUCGCCAGAAGUUCUGGCCAAUAGCUGGUCGAAAUCUUGCCAAGAGAGUUGUGCACGAUUGCCUGAAGUGCUACCUGAAGAAGCCCAAACCCUUGGACCAAUUAAUGGGUGAUCUACCCGACCAUAGGGUAAAUUUGUAUCGGCCCUUCCAAGCAACUGGUGUAGACUUCGCCGGCCCGCUCAACAUGAUCUCUUCCGCGACCCGGGGAGCACGGUCCCGGAAAUCAGGAACCCAGAAAGUCUACUUUGCCAUCUUCGUUUGCAUGGCAACGAAGGCAGCACACCUCGAGUUAGUGUCUUCGCUUUCAACGGAAGCAUUUUUAGCCGCCUUCAGACGGUUCGCAGCCAGAAGAAGUACUCCUCGACAUAUCUAUUCUGACUGCGGGAAGAAUUUAGAGGGUGCUGCAAACGAGCUUAUCCGACUCUUCAAUCAGGAAGCGGCUCAGCAAGAGAUUGUGAACCGCACUCAGGAUGAUGGUAUCACGUGGCAUUUCAACCCUCCUGCCUCUCCUCACCAUGGUGGUCUGUGGGAGGCCUGCGUGAAGAGCACCAAGUACCACUUGGUUCGUGCCACGACGUCUUCUGCUCUCUCCUAUGAAGAGUUCCACACUAUUCUAUGUCAAAUAGAAUCCGUCCUAAACAGUCGACCUCUGUGUCUGCUGUCCGAUGAUCCCAACGAGAGGGACUAUCUCACACCUGGCCAUUUCUUGGUGGGAGCCCCUGGAAACGCUCCACCGGACCCGGACCUGUCACACAUUCCAGAAAAUCGUCUCUCAUACUGGCAACAUUGUCAAAGGCGUGUGCAGGAGUUUGGUAGAAAAUGGAGACUUCACUACCUCAACACCCUCCAACAAAGACCGCGAUGGAAGAUCGCUCGAGAGAAUUUAAAGGUAGAUGAAGUGAUCUUACUCCUGGAUGAGACGAAAGAGGGUUCGAAGUGGGUGCUCGGACGAGUGAAAACCAUCCAUCCUGGCACUGACGGCAGGGUGAGAGUGGUCUCAGUGAGGACUUCAAGAGGAGUGUACAAACGUCCAAUAACGAAAAUCGCCAGACUUCCCCAAUCUACAGAAGACUCUUCUGGACUGCACCAGGAGGCGCACGCCCAGACCGGGGAGGAUGUUGGGGUUUUAGUGUAA